GCUCACCAAUAAACUUUCGAAACUUAGGAAAUUCGACCACCAGUCAAGAUGGGGGACAUCGAGAUGGAGAACGACCCUGAUCCGAUCAAGGCUUCAUAUGAUGUCUACAUAAAACCACGCAUUUCCGCCGACAAACAAAUCUACGUCCUCCAGUUUCCGAAUCGUGACUCAAUGCAACAUUACUCGGCAGCACACCAGUCACAGCCUUUCAAGAUGCGAAUCAAACCCAAUGCUGGUAUGGUCGAGAUGGAUGUUCCUAUGGACGCGUUGCGGAAUUACGAUAGGGAGAAGGGAAUCAAAUGGGGGGAAGCAGUUAAGAAGAGCAAUAUGUCGAAGAAUGGAGGAAGCCAUGGCAUGCCAGGGGGGUUUGGUAUUGGAGGGGCACAACCAAGUGGCCGGGGAAGAGGAAGAGGGCAAAAUGCGGACGAAGAACUCAACCAGCAAAGGAUAUUGGAAGAUUAUGAAAACGCUGUGAAGAGGGAGCAGGUGUUGGUCAAGCAGACUUUGGGAGGACAAUGCAUUUCGAACGAGGAGACUACACCCCAAUACAUGAUUGGGACUUUCCGCAAAAACCAGUUACAUCUUACACCGGUUGACAACAUUGUCCAAAUGAGACCUCAGUUCCACCAUAUUGACGCACACACCGAGCAAGAAAGAUUUGGGCGAGUAAGAGAUCCAGCAAUGGCAGCAAGAGUCCAGGAAGCUCGAGCUAUACACAUGACGGUCAAGACAAAUGUAGACGGGGAAGAGGAAACGACCGAUACUAUGGCCGAGAGGAUUUCAGCUGCACAAGCCGAAGCAUGGAAGACCCAAAGAUAUGUCGAUGAAGACGAUGUGGAGGCCUGGGAAGCAUAUGGGAAGCAUCUCUUUGUUGGUGCAAAUGCUGGGCUGGAAGACAAUGAAGACCUCUUAGCCAGCGUGCCACAAUUGAAGAGCACGUUGGAUGAUGCUGAAUACUUGGAUACGAUCAGUACCCCGAGAGAUGCAGCAAAGCAGUCAAGGAGUAAGAAGGUUAGGAAGAACAGGGAUAAGAAGGGUAAAGGGAAAGAGAAUGCUGCUGAAGGAGCUGAGAGUGAUACCUCAAGCACUCUGUCAGGUCCACCUUCGGACUCGGCAAGUGAGGAAGAGGAUGCAUCAUGAUUGAUUAAUUUGUGGCUGAUUACUUGCAUUUCUGGAGUGGGAGAAAAGAUACCCCGCAUGGUUUGGAGCUUGGAACUUCAUAGAUAAAAAUUAGACCACUGGUUGUAGGAAUAUCAGAACAAAACUUCUCGCCUGA
Molecule: messenger RNA, 1276 nt
Organism: Hyaloscypha bicolor E
Lineage: Eukaryota; Fungi; Ascomycota; Leotiomycetes; Helotiales; Hyaloscyphaceae
Exons: 2
Coding region: 49-1140 (363 amino acids)
Biological process (GO): DNA-templated transcription
Cellular component (GO): RNA polymerase III complex; nucleus
Source: RefSeq, a predicted model, not a curated record